AUGUCAUAUAUACCAGACUAUUACAGAAGGAGCUUUUAUCAUAAUGAUGACUAUAAAGGGGUUAUUGGUGUUGGGAAGAGAGAUGAAAUCAACGAGAAAAUAAACAAAACGUUGGACAUUAUUUAUGACCGAUCACAUGCAUUGUCUUGUUUGGUGUUUCAGGAUACAUCCAGUCUUUAUAAGAUAUUGGCAAGUGAAAAUAUUGAACUGAAACCAUACUUUGAACAACAGAGCACAUCGAAAAAGAUUGGACUGGAUGCGGAAGAAGAAGAAGUAGAAAAAGAAGAAGAAAAUCUCACAAAUGAGCAUCUUGUCAAUCCGAAAGAGAAGGCUAGACACUUUAUAACUUUAGAAGAGAUGCUACGUGGAAAUGUGACAUUAGUUAUUAGUAUAUCCAAUGUGCCUGUGGAUAUAUUGAUGUAUGGGGCGCUAGUUGAAGAACUACUUACAUACCUGGUUGUUGAAAUACACCGAUCCGUACCUAGUUUGAAACUAAAGAGUGACUCCAAAGAUUUAGAAAUCAGCAAAGUUUUCCAAUGGAGUUAUAUGGGCGUUAAGGGAGGAGAGGAUAUUUUUGUGAGGUUUGAUGACGUGGUGAUGUUGUAUAUGUUUUGGAAGUUUUUUGACAAUUUUGAAAUAGCAGGGGUAACAAUUCAUGUUGGAAAGGAUAAAAGUGCAGAGGCUAUAUUUCAGAGGAUAAACGAAAAAUUUGAUAUUGAUUUGAAACCACUUAAUACAUUGAAAGAGAAAGUGAUUCUCCACAUUACCGAACUCCAACAAAUAGGGGCCAAAGCAAGGGAAAGUGAGCAAAAAGAAGAUGAUUAUUUAACUAGGUUCAGAAAAAUGUCUGAAACAUACAUUGUCAACCCUAAAGAUUUAUUUGAUGUUCCUGUAGAUAUGGUGGAAAAAGUAAAACAGAACAUUCUUGAUUUCAGAUUACACGUAUUGAAAGACUUGGAAAAAAAACAGAGGGAAAGAGCACUGCAGGACAAACUUGAAGCUCGAAAGCAAACGAACAAGGUGCAUGAGAUUUCGGCCGAAACUAAAAGGCCUCACAGGUAUGGUAAGCCUGUCUCUGACAUUCAAUUUGAAAGUAUGCUUCAAAGCAGGGAAAAAGCAGCUGCAGAGAAAAACUACUUGGUCAAGUUGAAUCAAUACAAAAGGCGUGAAGAGGCCAGAAUGAAAAACUACAUCAACUUCUCUAAGUUCAACAAACAUGAAUCAUAUAUCAACUCUGUUGUACCUCAACAACGAAGAAAGUUUCUUGCUUCUUUUGUUGACGGCGUUGUCAAUGAGAACAAUAAAAUUGACAAAAAUUUUACUUAUUAUACAAAACAUGCCAACUACGUGAAAUAUAGACUGAAUAGUAAAACUAAUGAGGAGAAGCUAGAUAAACUUGAUGAAGAUGAAGAAGAGAAGGAAAACCUUGAGCUAAAUGACGAGAAAAAUGAUCUUAAGACAACAACGGGUGUUAUCGAUAGGAAUGACCAUGUAUUGAAAAAUCCAGCGUAUACUGAAGGAGGUAGAGAAUGA
This is a messenger RNA of Pichia kudriavzevii, 1533 nucleotides long. RefSeq lists its product as uncharacterized. Bases 1 to 1533 code for a protein of 510 amino acids. Lineage: Eukaryota; Fungi; Ascomycota; Pichiomycetes; Pichiales; Pichiaceae. The transcript has a single exon. The record is from RefSeq and is a predicted model, not a curated record.